Messenger RNA from Henningerozyma blattae CBS 6284, 1545 nucleotides. RefSeq names its product Nop8p (gene NOP8). Lineage: Eukaryota; Fungi; Ascomycota; Saccharomycetes; Saccharomycetales; Saccharomycetaceae. The transcript has a single exon. Gene Ontology annotation, molecular function: RNA binding. The coding region runs from base 1 to 1545 and encodes 514 amino acids. The record is from RefSeq and is a predicted model, not a curated record.
AUGUCACACGUAGAAAAAAGAAUAUUUGUAGGAAAUUUAAAGCAUAAUGUGGAGGGGGUAUUAAAUGAUUUGUAUGAAAGGUUUAGCAAAUUUGGUAGAUGUUUAGAUCCUGAAUUUGACAAUAAGGGUAGCUUUGCUUAUUUGAGUAUGGAGUUUCCAGAUGAGAACUCAUUUUUAAAAUUAAAAAACAGUUUUCAUAAUGUUAAAUUUAAAGAAAAUUUAUUAAAAAUAGAUACUGCAAAACCAGAUUGGAAAGAAAGUUGGUCCAAACAGCAUGAUCAAGACUUAAAGAUUAAUAUGAUUAAAGAACGUUUACAAAAGGAAAAAGAAUGGAAAUUUCACAAGAAAUUAGAAAACAUCUCUAUGAGUUGGAAAGAUCAUCGUGAUGUCAUGAAUGGAAGAAUAAGAAAAACGCCAAGACAAAAAUCACAAUUACGUAAUAUUACUUUCAGAAUUGAUGUGAAUGGUAGUUUGAAAGUUUACAAAUGUUAUAAAAUAAAAUUGUGGGGGUAUGAAAAAAAUAAAGAUUUAAGAGACUUAGUUUAUACAUUUAUUGAUAAGAAAUGGCGUAAUGGUUCCAAUCAUAUUGUUGAUAGAUUGGACUACAGUAGAGCAACUCAUAGUAUACAUUUGAGAAGUGGCAAAGACCGCAUCACCAUUUCAGCUACAAGUCAUCCAACUGAUAGUAAAACAGAAGACGCAGACAAUAAUAUUGAAGAAGGUGAUAAUAUAGAAGAAGAAGUAUUGAAAGUAGAAAAACAGAAGAAUACAGAUGUUCUAAAUCAAGUGCUUCAAGGAUUUAAUUUUGAUAAGCCUAUGGAUAUGGAGGACGAAGCUAUAAAUGAAGAGUACGGUGCUUCAGAUUAUGAACUCGAACACCAGUUUGGUGAUAGCGAUAGUGAUAGAGAAGUUUCCAACAAAAAUUUGAACAAAUCAUUAGACAAACCAAAAGAAAAAAAGAACGGUGAAACCAGUUAUAAUAAUUAUGAAGAUAAAACCUCUCGUCAUAAGAAAAACACUGAAGAGGAUUCUUAUGAAGGUGAAGACGAAGAUAAAGAGUUUAUACCUACAUUUGGUAACAAACAAGCCGACACACAGGCUCCAGAAGUGGCUAGCGGUACAAUUAGUAAUGUUAAUACAUUAAGAACAUUAUUUAAUCCUCAAGAUGAGUCAAAGUCAUCUUCAUUUAAAUUGAUUGAAGAAUCAGAUGAUGAUAUUGACAAAAAUAAAAAUAUUAAUAAUGAUGAUGACUUUGAUGCCUCCAACAAAAACGCCCAAUCCAUUAAUGACAAGAAUUUAUCUAAUCAAUAUCAUACCUUGAAGUAUCGAUUAUUCUUCCCACAUUUAGACUCACCUUUUUUAACUGGUCAAACACAAUUAGUUAAAGUAAAAGAUUCCAGUAAAGAUAACUUACUGGAUAAUUGGGAAGAAGAAUUUAGAGAAAAUAGAAUUUUGUGGUUAAAGGAGAUGAAGCGUAAAAGAAGAGAUGCAGUACGACAAUUAGCUAAAAAGAGGUCGAAAAAUAUCACAAGUGCAUUAUUAUAG